GCUAUCGACGGCACUUACAUUGACAAGAAAUGCCCCUUCACUGGAAAUGUGUCCAUCCGUGGCCGCAUCCUCUCUGGUGUUGUGACCAAAAUGAAGAUGCAGAGGACCAUCGUUAUCAGACGUGACUACCUGCAUUACAUCCGCAAGUACAACCGUUUUGAGAAGAGGCACAAGAACAUCUCUGUCCAUCUGUCACCUUGCUUCAGAGACGUCUCAGUUGGAGACAACGUCACCGUUGGAGAGUGCCGACCACUCAGCAAGACCGUGAGGUUCAACGUCCUCAAAGUGACGAAGGCUGCAGGCGCCAAGAAGCAGUUCCAGAAGUUUUAGGUGUGACUGUGAAAAGGACGGCUGCUGUUGGCUUACCUGUUUCACUGUCAAAUAAAAAAAAUUGCCU
Molecule: messenger RNA, 397 nt
Organism: Trematomus bernacchii (emerald rockcod)
Lineage: Eukaryota; Metazoa; Chordata; Actinopteri; Perciformes; Nototheniidae
Product: 40S ribosomal protein S11-like
Exons: 3
Coding region: 91-330 (79 amino acids)
Biological process (GO): translation
Cellular component (GO): ribosome; cytosolic small ribosomal subunit
Molecular function (GO): structural constituent of ribosome
Source: RefSeq, a predicted model, not a curated record